UCGUACUUUUCUAACAUGUCUCACGCAUAACAGAUCGACAGAUAUACAAAAAAAAAAAAAAAAAAAAAAAAAAAGCAAGAAGUCCUCUUUUAUUUUUUUAUUUUAUUUUAUUUGUUGAUUAGGGCCGGAGGAAAUUAUUGUUGGGUUGGUUACCUCCCUCCGUUUUCCCUCCCACCCACCCCUUUCAUGCAUCCCGGUUCGGUACAGUGCCACGUCAGCAGUGCCAGAUCAGCAGUGCCACGUCAGCAAUGCCACGUCACAGUGCCAAUUCACAGUGCCACGUCAGCAGUGCCACAUCACAGUGCCAGAUCAGCAGUGCCACGUCAUCAAUGCCAGGUCACAGUGCCACGUCAGCAGUGCCACUCAAGGCUGCCCAGCUACAGGUUGAUGAAGCGGCAACAGCAGAGAAGCUGCGGCUACAGGCCGAAGCAGACGCAGAUGCCCAGGCUCGCCGCAAGGAAUCCCAGACUCUGCUGCAGCGGCAUGAAGCCAACCGCAUCGAGAAACUCAAGUACUGGCACUUUGAACCGAACGGCGACGAGCCAACACCGGAAGAACAUCAUAAGGAGCUUAUGGCCAAGCUCGUGAGCAGGUUGGUUUACACAUGUAACCACCUCCACUCCGAGCUGGCAAACCUUCAGCGGGCCGUGCGGAAUCACAAGACUCAGCACGAGGAUGCCACACGGGCAUUGGACGCCCGCGAACUGGGCCAAGAACAGGCUGUACCAGGACCAGAUGCUGGAGCUUCCAGCAGUGCAUCCUCUAGCCGCCAACUGGGGGAACGCGCUGACCACGUAGUGGCAAUGCUCGGCGACAUUAGCACCUUCGCUGCGCCGACCACCACCAUCAGCAGUCAGCUGCAUACAUUGAAGACCGAGGUCCAGCAGCUGCAGUCGACGAACGCGGACGGCAAUCCGAAGAUGUACAAGAUGCCAACUUUCAACCUGGAGAGGUUCGAUGACUACACGCAGCAGGAUCCRGUCCUCUGGUGGGAAGCAUUCACAACGCAACUCAGGAUUCUGCCCGUAGCCAAGCAUGCGUACAUCGGCGCCCUGUUCUUGAACUCAAAGGGCGGAUGCCAGACCUGGUUGAGCCACCUGGCAACCUCCCACGGCGUCGACGUAUCAGACUUGAAGGACAAAAUCACAUGGGAAGAACUGACACGGCUGUGGAAGAAGCGGUUCAUCGUCAACGACGCGCCGACACUCGCCAUCAACCGUUUGUUCACCAUGUCACAGGGCAACACUGCAACACGGGAUUGGCUCACAGAGUGGCAGAAGAUUGCGGCAGUGCCCAAUCUGGACCUGACUUUCACUCAUCUCAGACGUGAGUUCUACAACAGGUCCUGUGCUGCAUUGAGCCAGGCUCUUGGUGAUCGCGAGCAGUACUCAACCUUCGCGGAGAUCAUUGACAAAGCGAGGGAGAUCAUCAAGACCAACAGGUCAGGUGCACACGAGAAAUCAACAUGGCAGCCGACCUAUGUGGAGACGGUACGAACUGGUCCGCGACAGCAGCACUUAGCUGCAGUCCAGCAGGACAGUGGAGAUAACCCAGCAGCCACUCCACCAUCAGGUGACGGAGAUCAGGUGGCUGUUGUCCAGCCACGAAGCAACAACAAGUCCCGCAACAAUGGAAAGGCAAAACCAGCAUCGCAGGCCGGAAAUGGACAGCUCCCAUGGGUCAAGUUCGGCUUGACCGAGGCGGAGUACAAGGUCCGCGGCCGCUACGGCAGCUGCUAUUGGUGCAACAACACCAAGCAGAAGACCUCCCUGUGUCAGGAUCAGGGCAAGGAGGAUGUGCGACCCCGGACCAACCACUCCACACUUGAAGAGCUCGACCCGUUGACGUUCACGGACUUCCAGUGGAUGCCCGUUCCCCCGACCGGACAAUUGUCGAAACCGCAUUGCGACGUGCUUAGGGCACAAUUGUGGGACUACUUGCACACUGCAGUACCAGCUCCGUUGAUGGACGCCGGAGCAGAGGUUGUCGACCUUCACGCUUACAUCGCGAAGAUCGACCGCGAGUUCAAGACGCAACGACGCUUCAUCCACGGACUCAUCUUGAGAUCGCGCAUCACCGAACUUCUCGACGCCUACAGCGACGUGUUCGAAGGCCCGCACGGCGUAGUACCGGAUCGGUCCAUCCGCCACGAGAUCAUCCUCGAGGAUGGGGCCGAACCUCCGCGCAGUUGCAUCUACCGAAUGAGCGAGGAAGAGUUAAGUGUGCUUCGGACACAACUCGACGACCUUCCGGAGAAAGGCUGGAUUCGGCCUAGCUUAUCGUCAUACGGUGCCCCUGUUCUCUUCGUCCGGAAGAAGAACAAGGACCUGCGGUUGUGCAUCGAUUAUCGCAAGCUCAAUGCGCAGACGAUCAGGAACGCCGACCCUCUCCCACGCAUCGACGACCUUCUCGGGCGACUGGGCGGCGCUCAGUUCUUCUCUAAGCUGGAUCUCAAGUCAGGGUACCACCAACUCGCGAUUCGCAAGGAGGAUCGCUACAAGACCGCGUUCAAGACACAGUAUGGGCAUUUCGAAUGGCUGGUCAUGCCAUUUGGCCUUACGAAUGCCCCAGCCACUUUCCAAGCGGCUAUGACGACGGAGUUCCGACACAUGUUGGAUCGUUUCGUACUUAUAUACCUCGACGACAUUCUGGUCUACAGCCGGAGUCUGGACGAGCAUGUGGAACACCUGCGCACCGUUUUGGAGCGGCUACGACAGGCCAAGUACAAAGCAAACCGCGACAAGUCCGAGUUCGCACAGCAGGAGCUGGAGUACUUGGGACACUAUGUGACGCCGCAAGGCAUCCGUCCGCUUGCGGACAAGAUCGAGGCCCUACGAGUAUGGCCCGAGCCCACCAACACCACGGAUGUUCGUUCAUUCAUGGGGUUGGUGGGCUACUAUCAACGAUUUAUCACCGGAUACUCCAGGAUUGCUGCACCUAUGACGAGGUUACAGUCACCAAAGGUGCCAUUCGUAUUCGAUGACGACGCACGCCGGUCAUUCCAAGCACUUAAGACGGCUAUGCUCAUGACACCCGUCCUUAGCAUUUAUGACCCCACCCUGCCGACGCGAGUGACUACGGACGCUUCCGGCUAUGGCAUUGGGGCAGUCUUGGAACAGCACGACGGCGACGACUGGCACCCUGUGGAGUAUUUCAGCCACAAACUGCCUCCCAUCAACUCGCUUGAUGAUGCAAGGAAGAAGGAGCUGCUCGCAUUCGUGAUGGCUCUCAAGCGCUGGCGGCACUUCCUCCUUGGGCGUCGUAGGUUCACAUGGGUCACAGACAACAAUCCAUUGACCUACUACAAGACGCAGGACACGGUGAGCAGCACGAUCGGACAAUGGAUGUACUUCAUCGACCAAUUUGACUUCACACCGAAACAUGUCCCCGGCCUCUCCAAUCGCGCAGCAGAUGCAGUCUCGCGAAGACCUGGUCUUUGCGCUAUGACACAUCAUGCCUUCGCAUUCGAAGAGGAGCUUCAGCGACACUUCAUCCGGGCAUAUCAGUCUGAUCCGRACUUCGGCACGCUCUAUGCACAGCUAUCUUCGGAUCACCCGCCGGCCAGCCAUUACCGCAUUGCUGACGGGUAGUUGCUCCUCCACUCGAGAAGCAAGGACUUACUAUGUGUCCCACGCGACCAUCGUCUUCGGACUCGCCUCCUCGGCGAG
Messenger RNA from Chara braunii, 3668 nucleotides. Lineage: Eukaryota; Viridiplantae; Streptophyta; Charophyceae; Charales; Characeae. The record is from the annotation of a GenBank genome assembly.